Laetiporus sulphureus 93-53 is the source of this 597-nucleotide messenger RNA. RefSeq names its product nascent polypeptide-associated complex, alpha subunit. The record is from RefSeq and is a predicted model, not a curated record. Gene Ontology annotation, cellular component: nascent polypeptide-associated complex; cytoplasm. NCBI's taxonomy places the organism in Eukaryota, Fungi, Basidiomycota, Agaricomycetes, Polyporales, Laetiporaceae. Gene Ontology annotation, biological process: protein targeting to membrane. The coding region runs from base 1 to 597 and encodes 198 amino acids. The transcript is spliced from 4 exons.
AUGUCCGCUACUAUCGAGGAAAUCCACUCUGACCACUCCGACCACGACCACGACCACGACCACGGCCACGGUCACGAUCAUGACCACGAAGAGGAUCCGACCUCUCAGGCGGCUCUCGACAAGAUCCAGUCGCGAUCGGAGCGCAAGGCUCGCAAGGCUCUCCUCGGACUCGGUCUCAAGCGCGUCCCUGGCAUCACGCGCGUUACCCUCCGCCGUCCCAAGAAUGUUCUGUUCGUGAUCGCGACGCCCGACGUGUACAAGUCGCCUAACAGUGACUGCUAUAUCGUCUUCGGUGAGGCCAAGGUCGAGGACAUGAACCAGCAAGCACAGCUCUCGGCUGCCCAGCAGCUCGCGAGCGGCACCGGCGCGGUGCCGAACAUUGAGAGUUCAGGCGUGGGUGGCGACAAUGAGGAUGACGACGAAAUCCCUGAACUCGAGGAGGUGCACGAGGAGGGUCCCGUGGACGAGACCGGUGUGGAGCCAAAGGAUAUUGAGCUCGUCAUCCAGCAGGUUGGCUGUUCGCGUGCAAAAGCCGUGCGCGUGUUGAAGGAGAGUGGGGGUGAUUUGAUCAAUGCCAUCAUGGCGGCGAGCGAGUAG